This is a messenger RNA of Amaranthus tricolor (Joseph's coat), 1462 nucleotides long. Its product is annotated as protein SRG1-like. The transcript has 4 exons. The record is from RefSeq and is a predicted model, not a curated record. Bases 28 to 1155 code for a protein of 375 amino acids. NCBI's taxonomy places the organism in Eukaryota, Viridiplantae, Streptophyta, Magnoliopsida, Caryophyllales, Amaranthaceae.
GACAUUACACAAGCUAAGGCUACAAAAAUGGAGAAAAAUUAUUUCCCAUGCAAAGUUAGUGAUGUAUUGGGUGAAUCAAGAAAAGAUGAGAUAGCGCCAAAACUAGUGCAGGAGAUUGCCCAAAAAAUGGAGGAUAUUCCAGAAAGAUUUCUCCUUAAAAAUGAUAAAAUAUCUCCAGCCAUUGAUCCUCCUUCCAAUUUGUGGAAUGACACUUUGUUAAUUGAUUUUUCUCUUCUUUCCUCUCAGUCUUUGUCAUCCUCAUCAGCUCAGGAUGAACUCUCCAAGCUCCAUUAUGCUCUCAGCCAUUGGGGUUGUUUCCAGGUGAUAAACCAUGGGAUGACAAGUUCAUUCCUAGACGAGUUGUUGAACGUUUCGAAACAGUUUUUUGCACUUCCAUUAGAGGAAAAGUUGAAGUGUUCAAUAACUGAAGAUGAUUACUUCAAUGGAUAUGGAAAUUCCUCACUUAUUUCUGGUGAUACCAAAUCUCUCAACUGGAAUGAUAGACUCUUUCUUAAACUUUAUCCCCAAGAUUUUCGUCAAAUUAAACUAUGGCCUGAAAAUCCCAACAAUUUCAGAGAGAUACUAGGUGAAUAUUCAUUGGGAAUGAAGAGGAUGUUAAAGGUGAUCCUUCAAGCCAUGGCACACUCUUUGAAAAUAGAAGAAGAUAGCUUCUUAAAUCUACAUAAUGAAGAGCGAGGAGUGAUUGGAAUAAGAUUUGGAAUGUACCCACGUUGUCCAUGCCCAGAUCGAGUUUAUGGAGUUCAUCCACAUUCAGAUGGAUCAACCAUUACAAUACUCUUACAGGACAAUGAUGUUCCUGAUGAAGCCUUACAUAUUCUCAAAGAUGAUAAGUGGUACAAAGUUCCUAAUAUUCCUGGAGCUCUUUUUGUUAAUGCUGGUGACUUUGCUGAGAUAAUGAGUAAUGGCAUUUUCAAGAGUGUAGUACACAGGGUGGUGCCUAAUUCAAAGACCGAGAGGGUCUCAGUGGCUUCAUUUUGUGUUCCAGACUUUGAAGGUGAAGUUGAACCUAUUAAUGAACUCAUAAGUCCUAAUAAACCCCAGUUGUACAACAAGAUUCUUAUCCAAACUUACAUUAAAUUGUUCUUUGAGACUUACCCUCUGGGCAAGCAGGUGCUUGAUACUCUCAAAAUAUAACUCACUACUCAGAAGAUGGGCAAAUAGCUCGGCCCCUCUUUUUAUGGGUUUUUCUGUUCGCUGGAGUUUUUAUGUCGCUGGUCUAGAGUCCCUUUAAUAAUCGGUGUUUUCAAUAAUAAAAUCCUCCAACUUUAAAAAAAAUGUAUCUCAUGUCAAGACUAUUUAGUUCGUUUGCUAUGUUUAAACUAGUAUUUUUCUUCUGAGAGUUUUUUGAACUUUGUUUGAUGUAAUGUAUAAUAAUUAUGCCAAAAUUUUUUGCGCAUUUGAAUAAUGUAUUUAUGUUAAUUUAAUUUGUAUCUUUUUGAUA